Chelmon rostratus (copperband butterflyfish) is the source of this 2033-nucleotide messenger RNA. Its product is annotated as probable flap endonuclease 1 homolog. Gene Ontology annotation, cellular component: nucleus. The transcript is spliced from 11 exons. Gene Ontology annotation, molecular function: DNA binding; 5'-3' exonuclease activity; RNA-DNA hybrid ribonuclease activity. Lineage: Eukaryota; Metazoa; Chordata; Actinopteri; Chaetodontiformes; Chaetodontidae. The record is from RefSeq and is a predicted model, not a curated record. Bases 190 to 1242 code for a protein of 350 amino acids.
UUCCAGGGAUGUCAACUGGGCAUCGUUGAACAGGAGUGGAGAGAUAUCAAAUAACGUCUAUAAAUCCACGUAUACGACCAGAGAUCCACCACAAAUGAUAGCUAAUCUGGAGCAAAUCUAACCUGAACUGUCUUUCCUCAUCUUGUACCGGAAGUAUUCAGAAAACCAGAGGAGCUGGCAUUUCUGACGAUGGGAAUCACUAAACUAGCAGAUUUGAUCCGCUCUGAAGCUCCCAGCGCGAUUUCUUAUAAGGAUAUCAGUGACUACACCGGAAAAGUAAUCGCACUGGAUACAUCUAUUGUUGUGAACCAGUUCCGUGCAGCGACGCCUUCUCUCAGCCCCCUGACAGGUGUGUUUUUCCGCACGCUCACCUUCCUAGAGCAUGACAUAAGGCCAGUCUUUGUGUUUGAUGGAAAGCCUCCUGGGGAAAAGACACCUGUUCUUAAGAAGAGAGCUGAAGCAGCUGGUUGGAGCUCCCCCAACCGCACAGGCACAGCAUCAUCCCAGACCAAAGAAUGUCUCCAUCUCCUGAAGCUUCUGGGUGUACCUGUCAUCCAGGCUCCAGGGGACGCAGAGGCACUCUGUGCCUGCCUAGUGAGAGAGGGGACUGUAGACGCCGUGGCAUCAGAGGACAUGGACACGCUGCCGUUUGGAGCCAGUAUUGUUAUUCGCCAGCUGAAUGCCAAGAGGGACAGUGACGUCAUUGAAUAUUGUUUACCCAAGCUGUUAGAGAAACUCCAGAUUACUCACCAGGAGUUUGUUGACCUGUGUAUUUUGUUGGGCUGUGACUACUGUGAUAAGAUCGCCGGUUUGGGUCCUAAGAGAGCUCUGACACUAAUCCAGAAGCACCGCACUAUUGAGAAUGUGGUUUUGCAUGUCAACAGAAAGACCCAUCCUGUGCCACAAUUCUGGAAGUACCGAGAAGCACGGAAGAUAUUCUUAGAAGCACCACAAACCGUAGCUCCUGAACUCACCUGGACUGAGCCAGAUGAAGAAGCCUUGGUCGGGUUCCUCUGCCAUGUCAAACACAUUAAGGAGGACAGGGUCCGUCAUCGAAUGGAGAAGUUCCGUCAGAUGCGGGAAAGCAAGCGGGAGGAGAGGGAAAAGGAAAGGGCAGCAGGACGUAGCAGACAGACUCGCAUGGAGGACUUCUUUAGAGUUACCAGAAAGAGACGUCAGUCUGUGGAAGCUGCAGAAUCUGCAGAAUUAAGCAGCAACACAAAGAGGCCAAAGUCAAAAUAAGGCCACCACCAUCUGCUGCUCGCUGCCUCCACCAUCAAAGUUGGAAAGGAGUUGUUUAAACCCUGUCUGCUCUUCCAGAUAUCUCAAAAAAUUAUGGAAAAAGCAGGGACAGACAAAUCAGGGAUCCCGGUCUUGGCUUUCUGCCAUGAUUUUGUUUUGACAAACAAUCAUGCAUCAUUCCGGUGUUGAAGUAGUACUCCAUUCAUUUUGACUUUAUUUUCUUUAACCCUAAUAGUUAACCGAUUUGAACAGUUUCAGAGGCAGCAGCUUUAUAUGUUGGAUCAUGGGUUUGCGUUGAUGGAAGACUGCAUGUAGAAGAAGCUGAAGCAGGCAUCUUUCGCGACACUGACUUCAAGUCUUUGCCUCUGCAUGGGAGCUCUACCCCCACUGACAGUACAAUAAUCUGAUCUUGUGUUAACCGCAGCGUCGGCGACAAUGCAAUUCACUGAGCUGUUCUUCAGCCUAUCCAGCAGUUUCCUGCAGUGCCACCGAGAAAAGCCGAGCAGGCGGUGGACAGCAAUGAAAGAGAACAGAGCGAUCACUGUCAGGGAGGCCUUCCCCCAAGCCAAAGCUGGAGACAGGGGAUGUCUCAUCACUAGAUAUUCAAUGAGCACCUGUUGUAGAAAGGGUGCCAAGGCAGAGACUAAAGACUUGAAUUUUAAAACAUGCACUAAAAGAGGAAGUGAGAUGUUUCAAUCCAUGUUAUAUUAUUUUUGAAAAUACUUAUACUAUACACAUAUGUAUAUAUAUUUUAUAUGUAAUGCUGGUGGCCUUUUAAAAUUAAAAUAAUG